This is a messenger RNA of Plectropomus leopardus (leopard coralgrouper), 5118 nucleotides long. Its product is annotated as rho GTPase-activating protein 20. Gene Ontology annotation, biological process: signal transduction; regulation of Rho protein signal transduction. Gene Ontology annotation, molecular function: GTPase activator activity. Lineage: Eukaryota; Metazoa; Chordata; Actinopteri; Perciformes; Serranidae. The record is from RefSeq and is a predicted model, not a curated record.
GAGGAGCUCCGCGCGCAGGUCUCACCUCCUCUUCUCUUCCUCCGGAUCUCCUCCUCUCCAUCAUGGAUCCUCCUCGGGCUCGCGCCCCUCGCUCUGCCGGAUAAACUUUUCUGGACUUAAGCUCGUAUGAUGGGAAUAUACUGUGUGCGCGCUCGGCCCCGUGGAUCUAUACAGUCUUGAUGGAAACCAUGUCACCGCAGCAGGGGACCAUGGGACAGAACAGGUCGGACUCUCUGACGGGACAGAGCAAGGCGCUCCCAGACAACAAAAAGAAGAUGAAGACCUUGGCCCAGAGACGACAGUCAGCUCCCUCGCUGGUCAUCAGCAAAGCGCUUACCAGAUCGAGAAGCACAUCCAGGGAAAGCUGCAUGACGCCAGUCAGUCCAGAGUCCUGUUCCCUGGUCCAGGCCUUCCUGGCUGAGUGUCCACGCCGCCUGUUCCUGGGUCAUGCCCAGACGCAGCUAAAGACGGGCCUGCAGACCCAGGAGAGGCACCUCUUCCUCUUCACUGACACACUGCUUGUCGCCAAGGCAAAGUCCCCAACCCACUUCAAAGUGAAGUCCCAGGUCCGAGUGUGUGAAAUGUGGACGGCCAACUGCAUGGAGGAGGUGUGCGAGGGAAGCACCAACCCCGAGAAGAGCUUCGUCAUGGGUUGGCCCACCUGCAACUGUGUGGCCACCUUCAGCUCGGAGGACAUCAAAAACAAGUGGCUGGCACUCAUCAAGAGUCGGAUACUCGAGGGAAAAGAGAAAGACGACCCCAAAACCAUCCCUCUGAAGAUAUUUGCAAAGGAUAUUGGAAACUGCGCAUAUGCCAAGACGCUCGCAGUGAGCAACACUGACAGCACCACUGAUGUCAUCCGCAUGGCUCUGCUGCAGUUUGGCAUAUCUGGCUGCGUUAAAGACCACCGGUUGUGGGUGAGCUCCAGUAAGGACGACCCUCCGUACCCUCUUAUCGGCCACGAGUUCCCCUUCAGCAUUAAGAUGAGCCACAUUCGGGACAGUGGGAGCAGUGGAGGAGGAGGAGGAGCCGGGAGGGAUCCAGCCAGUCCCACCGACUGUCCAGGGGUGCUGCUGCUGGACCAGUGUCUCCCCCCAGACACACAGUGCCAGUUCAUCCUCAAGCCCAACAAGGUGACCCUGGUUCAGGCUCCGCUCAUAGAGCCUGGUCAGCAGAAGACUUUUAAGAGGAAGAGGUCUCUGAUCAACUGGCCCUUCUGGAGAGGCUCCAACACGCAGCUGGACGGCCUGCCCCUGUCCCCGACUUCGCUCUGCCCCACUCAGGGACGGCUGUUCGGACGACCCCUGAGCUCCGUCUGCUCCGCGGAGCACGGCCUGCCCAAGCCUGUCAUGGACAUGCUGGUGUUCCUGUCCCUGGAGGGGCCGUACACCCGGGGCGUCUUCAGGCGCUCAGCGGGGGUCAAAGCCUGCCGGGAGCUUCGGGACAGACUGGACAGCGGGACAGAGGACCCGGAGAUCACACACCAGUCUGUGUUCGUCAUCGCUGCCGUCCUCAAGGACUUCCUGCGAAAUAUCCCAGGCAGCCUGCUGUGUGUGGAUCUGUACGAGCAGUGGAUGGAUGUGAUGGAGGAGGAGGGAGGGGAGGAGAGGACGCAAGCUGUCCAGAGGUUGCUCCACCUCCUGCCCAGCGAGAACUUGCUGCUCCUGCGACACGUGAUCGGCGUUCUGCACUGUAUCCAAGGCAACGCCCACGACAACCAGAUGAACGCCUUCAACCUGUCUGUCUGCAUCGCUCCCAGCAUGCUUUGGGCUCCAACGCCGAGCACCCCCGAAAUGGAGGGAGAAGGCACCAAAAAGGUGUGUGAGCUCGUUCGCCUCCUCAUAGAGAACUGCAGCAGCCUCCUGGGAGAAGACGUCACCUCGCUGUUCAGAAGCUUCAGCCAGAAGAGCAGCAGCAGCGACCACGGAUCAGAUGUGUCGUCCUUCCAGAUGAACGACUCGUCCUACGACAGUCUGGAGAACGAGCUGAACGACGACCCGGAGUCUCCCUUCCAGGAACAGCUGCCCCUGCGUGACAAGGACAAGCCGGACAGCCGCAGCCGGGACUCCGUCAUCACCCUCAGCGACUGCGACCCCGAUCCCGACCCUGAGAGCGACCUCCUGCUGCAGCUCCCCCCGCUGGCCAGACCCAGGAGGUUCAGCCCGGCGGUCCGACAGCCGCGCGCCCGCCAGGCCAACGGGCCGUCGCAGGGUCCCCGGAGGCUGAGGAGGAGCUCAGAGCCGGCUUUGGCGCUGACAAGCACGCCGCCGUUGGGCACGGUGACCGUUCACGCCGAUGACCUACUGGUGAGGAAGGCGAGCUAUGAUGCCGCCAUGGAGGGGGAGCGGGAGGAGGACGAGGUGUUUCUGGAGCAGGGGCUGAGCGGGCUGCAGCUGAAGGAGGAGGAGGAGGACGGAUGUGAGAAGGGAGGAGCCAAAGUGCAGAGUGGCGGGCGGAGGAAGACGAAGCACGCCCCGCCGCCUCCAUUGCGGCUUGACGCCAGCUGUUCCAGUCUGUCGUCGCCGGCGACCUCGCCGACAGGCUCCUCCCUCAGCUCUUUAGACUCCGCCUUCUCACAGUACUCCACUGACUACGCCACCAAUGGGGCGAUUCCAUUGGCUGAGCCCGCUCCUCUCUCCCCUCUCUUUCCUGGACGGCCCCCGCUGUCACCCAGAGACUCCCCCCCUCAGAGGGAAGCCCCGCCUCAUUGGCCUCAGUCCACGCAGGCCCCUCGGACCAAUCAAACUCCCCCACAUCCACAUGGCCUCCACCCGAACACGUGGCUCAAGAAAGACCGCCGCCUGUCCCUGAGGCAGUCUGAAAACGGACACUCAGAGGAGGACUUUCCUGUGGUGAACGGGAAAACCCACCCAAACAGUAACGGCUACUCCGUCGGUGCCCAGGAGGCCGCCGCGGCGACCCGAAACUCCCAGCGGAGAUCCAGCAGCCCUCCGUCCUACCAGCAGGCGCUACUGCAGCUGCAGCGCAGCCGCUCCCCGUUCUACAGGGGGACGGAGAAGCCUCUGACGGUCCGAGAGCUGAGGCAGCUCCACGACCAGACCUGCACCUACAGACCCCCGAUCCCAGCCUCCCCGAGGAGCGACUCAGUGCAGCCGCCGCAGGGUGUCUUCUACGGACAGAAUGCCACCACUCUGGUCCUCCAGAGGCAAAAGUCCCACUCUCUUACUCCGGCCAUGGAGGGAUACAAAGGGCGCAAGACCCUCCCUCUUCCUCGCCAAGCGUCUGAACCCGCUGACGUCACCCUCCCCUCCGCCAGCCUCACCCUCGACAGACCGUCUAAAGGCCAGCCUCAAGACAGCGGCCUGAGAGUUACAGAGGUGGAGCCCAACCACGCAGAGCCACGCUACUGCCUGUCUCCCUCCGCCACUCGAGCUGUAAGGGACUACUUUUCCUCGCAGGGUCAGGAGGACGCUGAAGCAUGCCUGCGGAGGAGUCAGGAGGUGGCGCUGGCGAUCGUGCAGGGGAAGAGGGAGUGGCAGAGCAGGCGGUGCAGUGACCCGCGAGUGGACGACUUUGACCAGCUUUUUUUUGCAGAAGAGUCUUACGUGUGAAUACGAACUGAGUAGAAACAAACUGAGAGACUGAACUUUAACUGAUGUGUUCACUUCUCUUCGUUGUUGAUGUGAUAGAAUUCCCUCAUAUACGCCCUUUUUCCUUCUGUCCAAUACAAAAAUGUGUUGCAGUUUACUGUAGUGGUACGUCCAAGAUUUUAAAAGGUACAGAUGCACUUUUCGUUUCCAUGUCUCUCCUCCGUGUGGUAGUAAAUCAAUUCUGACUCCUCGUUCAACGUGACAGUGUGACAGUGUGUCUGGCAAACAGCAGAUCGAACGGUUUAAAGUUGCUAUAAUCCACAAUAGUUUAAGUUUAGAAGCUUUUUCGUGUAUUUGACGGUGGCAUUCUGCUGUCAAGAUGCCUGAUUCUGUGAAUUCAUUUCAGAGAAGACAUGAAGAAAAAGUUGGUUUAAUUGGACAUCUGGAUUCCUAAACAAAGCUGUUAAAGCUGUUGUCAAAACUGGUCAGAGUUACAGCAUUUGUGCCAAAAUCUGGUUCUCCUGAGACAUAUUUUUCUUUGGCAGUGUGUCCUCGUUUUGCCUUCCGGUAUGUGUUGUUGCUUUUUUAGCACGUGAAAAAAUGAUGAAGGCUGAGGAGAUUUUCCUAAAUUAAAGAGAAAGAACAAAAAAAAAACUUUUUUCAAUCUCUGGAAGCUUGUGAAAUUUUUUAUUUUAUGGCAUUUCCAAAGCCAGCAGAAAAUCCAUUAAAACUGGCAGAAAAAUCCAGGCUUUGACACAUUUUUGUAAUAAUUUUCUAGCAGCAAAACAUUUCAAAUGUUGUGAAAAAGUUGACUAAAUAUGCAUGUAAAUUCAGAAAAAAAAAACUUUUGAGGGGGGAUACAAAUUUUGGCACAGCUAAUGCUAAAGACGGCCUAAUAUGCUUUUCUUAUAUUUUUUACAGUGAAAAUUUGAUCAUAAAAGUUUCUAAAUGCAAGCAGACGUGUUUCAGCAGAUAUAUGAUCCAAAAUCUUUGGGAAAUUAACAUUAGCAACCAAGUUUCGUUAGCAUGUAUCUACACGUACGAUAGCUGUGUACUUGCAGCCGGGGAUUGACUGAACAGGAAAAAAAAUAGCAACGCUUUCCGCUUUCUACCAUAAAAAAUAACCAGUAAAAGCUUCUCAACAUGACAGCAUGUUCCAGCAGAAAUAUUAUCUGAAAUCGGGGAUUAAUUAACAAAAUCAGGCAACCAAGAUUACACUUUUUCCUGACAUUAGCAUGUAGCUACAUGUAGCAGUGUAAGCUACUUGCAACUGUGAGAUGACUGUAACAGAGUAUAGAGGCAUUUUUUACUGAGAAAAUUUGCAAAGAAAAGUUUCUAAAUGCAAUAGGACAUGUUGCAGCAGAUAUAUCAUCCGAAAUCAGGGAGAAAUCAUCAUCAUAAGCAACCAAGAGUACGUGUUUCCCUGAUGUUAGCAUGUAGCUGCAUGUACUUAGCAGUGUACUCGCAAAAAUAGCGACACUUUCUACCAUAAGAAAAUAACGAAUAAAAGCUUCUAAACUCAGCAGCAUGUGUUCCAGCAGGAAUAUGAUCCAAAACUGGAGAUAAA